AUGGAGAGAGCCUGGGGAAUUCUCUUUCUGGCCGGUCUGGCUGCUGCUGUCCCUCUGGACACCCCAAAGACCCUCGAGGAAGCCCUUUCACAAGUGAUUGAGAUCUACAACCGGGGCCCCAGGGUCCAAAAUGCCUUCCGUCUCCUGGAAGCAACAGCUCCACUUGAACUGGAUCCCACCACCGGAACUCUUCAGCAACUGACCUUCACCAUGCAAGAGACCACCUGCCCCAACUCGGAAAACGUUGUCACUGAGCAAUGUGAAUUCAAGCCCGAUGGGUUGAUAAAAGGUUGCACUGGAUACUUCUCCACCGAGCCGGGAAAUCCUGCUAUCCUUGUCAGUUGUGACAAUGUGGUUCAAGAGCCUGUCCGCGUUACCCGAUUCAGAGGACUUGGAGGGUUUGUGAGAGGCUUUUCAAGAGGAAUUCGCUUCUGGGACUCCAAUCAGUAA
This is a messenger RNA of Euleptes europaea (tarantolino), 450 nucleotides long. RefSeq names its product cathelicidin-3-like. Gene Ontology annotation, biological process: antimicrobial humoral immune response mediated by antimicrobial peptide; defense response to Gram-negative bacterium; defense response to Gram-positive bacterium. Gene Ontology annotation, cellular component: extracellular region. Gene Ontology annotation, molecular function: lipopolysaccharide binding. NCBI's taxonomy places the organism in Eukaryota, Metazoa, Chordata, Lepidosauria, Squamata, Sphaerodactylidae. The transcript is spliced from 4 exons. The record is from RefSeq and is a predicted model, not a curated record. Bases 1 to 450 code for a protein of 149 amino acids.